AUGAUAUCUCUGCAACCCCUCGCUAACCUCAAACCCGCCUCUCUGUACUUCCACCGCUUUUCUUCAAAACCUCGUACAAAAUUCAAACCCAUUACAAUUCACUCUCUCCUCCAGUACAAUCGCAAGCCCCAGCUGGCGGGGGAUACCCCCAGAGUGGUGGUAAUCACCUCCGGCAAGGGUGGCGUUGGCAAAACCACAACCACCGCCAAUAUCGGCCUCUCUCUCGCACGGCUUGGAUUUUCAGUCGUCGCCAUUGACGCCGAUGUUGGGCUUCGCAACCUGGACCUCCUACUAGGCCUUGAGAAUAGAGUGAAUUAUACUGUUGUUGAGGUACUUAAUGGGGAUUGCCGUCUUGACCAGGCACUAGUAAGAGAUAAGAGAUGGUCUAAUUUUGAGCUUUUAUGUAUUUCCAAGCCUAGGUCAAAGCUCCCACUUGGAUUCGGGGGAAAGGCAUUGAUUUGGCUUGUUGAAGCCCUUAAGGCUCGUGAAGAGGGGGCGCCGGAUUUUAUAAUUAUUGACUGUCCGGCUGGGAUUGAUGCUGGGUUUAUUACUGCGAUUACUCCCGCCAAUGAAGCGGUUUUAGUGACCACGCCGGAUAUUACUAGCCUCCGCGAUGCGGAUAGGGUCACUGGGUUAUUGGAAUGUGAUGGCAUUAGGGAUAUUAAAAUGAUUGUGAACCGAGUAAGGACGGAUAUGAUAAAGGGGGAGGAUAUGAUGUCGGUUUUGGAUGUUCAGGAAAUGUUGGGAUUACCUUUGUUGGGGGUUAUCCCCGAAGAUACUGAGGUGAUUAGGAGUACGAAUAGAGGGCAUCCCUUGGUUUUGAAUAAACCGCCUGCGAUAGCAGGGCUGGCAUUCGAGCAGGCUGCGUGGAGGUUGGUGGAGCAGGAUAGUAUGAAGGCUGUGAUGAUGGAGGAGGAACCCAAGAAACGUGGGUUUUUCUCAUUCUUUGGAGGGUAG
Messenger RNA from Fraxinus pennsylvanica, 957 nucleotides. The record is from the annotation of a GenBank genome assembly. Lineage: Eukaryota; Viridiplantae; Streptophyta; Magnoliopsida; Lamiales; Oleaceae.